AAAUGGCGGACGUUGACAAGUGGAUCGAGGUGGCCAAAGAGUGCAAGUAUCUCCCAGAAAACGACCUUAAGAGACUGUGUGAGUCAGUAUGUGAGUUACUAUUAGAGGAAGGCAACAUCCAGCCUGUGUCAAGUCCAGUUACUGUUUGCGGGGACAUCCAUGGCCAGUUUUACGACCUGGAGGAGCUGUUCAGGACGGGAGGUCAGGUGCCGGACACGAAUUAUAUCUUCAUGGGUGAUUUCGUGGACAGGGGUUACUACAGCCUGGAGACACUCACCCGCCUCCUCACACUCAAGGUGAAGUGGCCCCACAAGAUUACACUCCUCAGGGGAAACCACGAGUCGCGCCAGAUCACUCAAGUUUAUGGAUUUUUAGAUGAGUGCCAGAAUAAGUAUGGAAAUGUGAAUGCCUGGAAAUACUGCUGCAAAGUAUUUGAUCUCCUAACUAUAGCUGCUAUCAUAGACGAUGAAAUCCUGUGUGUGCAUGGAGGCUUGUCUCCCGAGAUUAACACCCUGGACCAGAUCAGAACAAUUAACCGAAACCAGGAGAUUCCUCAUAAAGGUGCCUUCUGUGACCUGGUGUGGAGUGACCCUGAGGAGAUUGAGUCAUGGUCCAUGUCGCCGCGAGGGGCUGGCUGGCUCUUCGGUGCAUCUGUCACCCAGAAGUUCACCGAGACUAACAAUCUGAGGCUCAUCUGUCGGGCCCACCAGCUUGUGAAUGAAGGCAUCAAGUACAUGUUUGAUGGCAAGCUGGUGACGGUGUGGUCGGCCCCGAACUACUGCUACAGAGCUGGCAACGUGGCUUCCAUCCUGUGCUUCACCUCCACCACCGAGAAGCAAGCCAAGCUGUUCGAUGCCGUGCCAGACGACAAGAGAGUCAUUCCCCCGGUCCACACCACACCGUACUUCCUCUGAAUGAGCUGCAAGGCAAUAACCACUGUAAGUUGUGUAUAUUUCUUGACGGUGUUUUCAUCCUGCCUCUGUGAACGAACGGGUAUGUGGAUGGGGGUUCCACUGGUGAAGUGAUGAUGAGGAUUGUUUUGAGAAAUUUAUCAUGUCUUGGUUGAAUUGUUGUGCGUGUCUCUUUACGUUCGCACGCCGCCCGUCAGCGAGUGGUGUGCUGCAGAACCUUGAUUGUAGGAUGUCACAUUGGUAUUCAGUUCACAACACCCAAGUGGUCAGCAGUGGUCUUGUUUCAGUUGAUUCAGUCACUCACACAAACACUCUCUAAAUCAAAGAUUGCUGGUGAUCUUUGUAAGCCGUGCAGUGUCUUAUUGUCUUGUCGUGUGCUGCAUUGAACAUGUCGUAAAAACAGAGUAAACAUAUACUCAUAAAUACUAGCAUGAUGUUUACACAAGUGGUCAAGGUUCUGCUGGACUUUCAUAUCACACAAUGUCCAUGCAAGGUGGAAAAAAAGAACAAAAUAAAAAAAAAUCCUUGUAAAACCGUUGCCAUAACAGAACACGCAACUUUGCCUCAUUCCGCGCGAUGGACCGCCUCCGUUUGUGAUAUUAUUUGCCGGGGAAACCUCUCAAUCCUGAAAGUUCAAGCAACAAGGGUCUUUCACAACAGCUCCUGAGACUUGCAUAUGUUCCAGGCAUCUCACGAAAGCGGAGGUCUUGUGCCUUGGUGCUCGGGUGAGAAAAUAA
Molecule: messenger RNA, 1648 nt
Organism: Scylla paramamosain (green mud crab)
Lineage: Eukaryota; Metazoa; Arthropoda; Malacostraca; Decapoda; Portunidae
Gene: PpV
Product: serine/threonine-protein phosphatase 6 catalytic subunit-like
Biological process (GO): G1/S transition of mitotic cell cycle
Cellular component (GO): cytoplasm
Molecular function (GO): protein serine/threonine phosphatase activity
Source: RefSeq, a predicted model, not a curated record